Molecule: messenger RNA, 2472 nt
Organism: Heterostelium album PN500
Lineage: Eukaryota; Evosea; Eumycetozoa; Acytosteliales; Acytosteliaceae
Gene: rgaA
Product: RasGTPase-activating protein
Exons: 3
Coding region: 1-2472 (823 amino acids)
Biological process (GO): regulation of GTPase activity; regulation of actin cytoskeleton organization
Cellular component (GO): cytoplasm
Molecular function (GO): calmodulin binding; actin filament binding; GTPase activator activity
Source: RefSeq, a predicted model, not a curated record
AUGUCGAAUCAAGUAGAUUAUGAUGAUUCUUCAUCUGCUUCAAGUUCUGAUGAGCAUGUCGACAAUCAAGAGCAUGACAAUGAGGAGGUCGAUGAUACUCCAGACAUUGUUGUUCCAGAGAGAAAGUUUUUAAAGGAAGACGAAGAUUACUCUGUACCAUUCCCAGUGAUGCGUGAGUGUCUUGUACUCUUAUUGCAAUCUCGUAGAAUCCUCAGAGACAUGAUGUAUUAUAGAUUCAAGAUGGAUAGAUUCCUCUCUGGUAACUUGUCCGUUUUCGAAAUUCAAAACUUGUUACACUCUCAACGUGAAGACAAAGAGUCCGAUUGGAUUGCUGAAAUCCAAGAAUUAAAGAGAAAUCUUGUAAGUGAAGUAAGAAGAAAUCAUACUUUGGAGAGAGAUCUCAAUCGUUUGGAUAAGAGAAUCGCUCUUUUGAUUAAGAACAGAGGUAAUAUCCAAGAGGUAUUGGCAGACAAGGCCGGUCUCAAGGCCCAAAAGACCAAGGGAGAGGUACACAAGAAGCCAGAUCUCCUCAACGAUCCAAAGAAAUUGGAAGCCUACCAAAACUUGUUCUACUUGCUCCAGACUGAACCAAAGUAUCUUGCCGGUCUCGUUUACUUGGUGCAACCAGAGCAGAUGGAGUCGUUCCUCAGUACUGUCAUCUUGACUUUGUUUGGUGAUGCCUUUACCCCUCGUGAAGAGUUCCUCUUGCUCUCACUCUACCGUCUCUCUGUCCAAAAGGAAAUGUCAAACAUUGCCACCGUAGGUGAUUUCCUCAAAGCUGAUACCGUCGUACCAAAGAUGAUUAUUACAUAUAACAAACGUAAACAAGGUACUGAUUAUUUGAAGGCAGUUAUUGGACCAAUUUUAUCAUCUGUUAUUAAACAAGAUUUGAAUUUGGAGUUGAAACCAUCUGCUGUCUAUGCUGCUAUCAUUUCAGAGCAAGAGAUCCGUACUGGUGAGAAGUCAACUUUGGACAGAAACGUCAGUGAUGACAAGGCUCUCGAAGUUCCAGAGGUCACCAAGACCAUCAAGACUCGUGUCGAGCAAUUGACAUCGAUUUGUGACCAAUUCUUGGAGGGUAUCAUCAACUCACUCAACCGUUUGCCAUACGGUAUCCGUUGGAUCUGCAAGCAAAUUCAACAGAUCGCCGAGAAGAACUUUACCAACUCCACUCAAGACGAGAUUCUAAAGGUUAUCGGUUAUUUCAUCUACUACCGUUUCAUUCAGGUAGCCAUGGUCAGUCCGGAGGAAUAUGACUUGGUCGGUCGUGAGAUCCACCCAACCGCUCGUAAGAACUUGAUCAACGUAUCCAAGGUUCUCCAGACAUUGUUCAACUUUGCCCAGUUUGGUGCUGCCGAGAAACACUUUGUCCCAUUGAACCAAUGGAUCUCCUCACACAUCUCUGACAUCAAGCAAUACUUGGAAGAGAUAAUCGAGGUCGGUGAGCCAGAGGACUACCUCCAGGUCGACAAGUACAUGGAGUUGACUCAAAAAACCAAGCCAGUCAUUAUCAUUUCACUUCCAGAGAUUUCAUCGACUCACAUCUUGAUCUCCAAGAAUCUCGAUUCGUUGGUGCCAAAGGGUGAGAAGGACGACCCCAUGAGAAUCAUCAUGAAAGAGUUGGACGAGUUUGGUCCACCCCCCGAAAUUUCACACGAAGACGACCGUGAAGUUCAACUUACCUUGACCAACAAGUUCCAGAAAUCGAUCGAAGAAGAGUUGUCGCCAGGCGAGAGCUUGUUGUCCGCCACCAAGGAGAUGGUCAUCUCAUUGCUGCGUGCACUCCCAUCGCUCCCAGAGCAAAAGGAAUCCGAAGAGAACACACCAAAUCUCAUUGAAGUCUUGAACAAGGCCAGACAGACCGAUCCAUCGUUGGAGCCAGAGAUCAAGAAGAUCUUGGACAACUUGAAGAAACUCGAAGAGUACAAUUUGACCACUCACACCGAUAACUAUGCUUCAUUCUUGAAGGCAGUCGCCCUCGAAGUUGUCAAUCGUGCCGAGAUUCGUGAACAACAAAAGAAGGAGAAGCAAAGAUUGACUACCAGUUUGAACAACUUGCGUAAGCACCAGAAGUAUUUGAACGAACAGAUCACACAAUACAACCAAUAUCUCCAGGACUGUCGUCUCAAACAUUACCAAAACAAGAACAAGAAGAAGAAGAAGAAGAACGACGGUGCCAAGGUCGGUCCAUUCAAGUUCAGUUUCUCAGAGCUGCACAAGAAGAAGGUUAUCGUAGACUCUGAAGUGCCAGCAAUGACUCGUAAGAAGAUCAAGUUUGUUAUUUCCUCUGAUACAGUCGGUGUCUUUGACGUCUCUGCCAAGAUGGCCGGUAUUGAUGUACAAACCAUGAGAUUGGAGCUCGAUGAUCUUUUAGAGUUAAAUUCCAUCGGAACUACAACCUUGGAACUCGACCAAAUUACCCUUGACGUUAAUAUGACCAUUCACUUGUUAAAUAAGUUAUUUAUGGCAUAA